This is a messenger RNA of Drosophila gunungcola (fruit fly), 6843 nucleotides long. It is a transcript of the gene pum, whose product is annotated as maternal protein pumilio. Bases 928 to 5568 code for a protein of 1546 amino acids. Gene Ontology annotation, molecular function: mRNA 3'-UTR binding. The record is from RefSeq and is a predicted model, not a curated record. Gene Ontology annotation, cellular component: nucleus; cytoplasm. The transcript is spliced from 15 exons. Gene Ontology annotation, biological process: post-transcriptional regulation of gene expression. NCBI's taxonomy places the organism in Eukaryota, Metazoa, Arthropoda, Insecta, Diptera, Drosophilidae.
AUCCUGUGUAAAUAAUUGUAAUUUAAAUAAUCUAAAUUUCGUAUUUAACGAAAGCACACACACCAUCAAAGGAAUUGCAAUUGCGAAGGCUUUUUAAGUGCAUGUUUUGUGUAUAUUUUCAUCAUUAAAACGUCGUGUAAAUUAAAAUUCAUCCUAAUUAUAAUUAAUAAACUACAUUAAUAAACGAAAAUUCCACAAUUCUCCAAAAUCAAUUUGUAAAAAUUCAAGUUUUAACCAAUUCUCAUACGUAAUUAAAAAAAAAAGUUCAGUUUUGUUAAGUCCCAAGAAACAACAGCUGUGCAACUGUGUAAAAUAUUAUCAAUAAUUUUUGUGUAAAUUUAUGUAAAAAAAAAACCAAACACGACAACCAAACCAAACGAAGAAAAUUAAUUUUUUUGAGCCAAGAGUGUAUGAAAAAAUCUCAGCAAAGCCUGUAAAUUAAAUGUUAAAUAUAAUAAGCAAAAAGUGUGGUUUCUUUUACAACAAAAACAAGUGUUAAUCCGGAAGGAAAAAUUGAAAAAAAAAAAGCUGAGAAGAACAAUUUGUGAAUUUGUUUCGAAAAGAAUCGAGAUAAGAACGCGUGUGUGGUGGUUGGCUUAAAUUUUUGAAAGUAAAACCAAACAAAGUUGGCAAUACGCGCAAAAUUGUCAGCUGCGAUAGCUAGGAAAAGCCUCCAAAAUUGAGCUCCUAACCGCGCCCACAAUUGCCAUAUCGACGCCUUCGCCGCAGCAGCAGCAACAGCAACAUCAACAGCAGCAGCAGCAGCAUCAACAACACCAGCAGCAACAGCAACUCUACCAGCAACAUCAGCAGCAACAUUACGGUCCACCACCGCCCUAUUUUCAACAACUUCAUCAGCAACACCAACAGCAGCAGCAGCAACACCAGCAGCAACAGCAACACCAACAGCAGCAACACCAGCAACACAUGAAGUUUUUGGGUGGCAACGAUGAUCGCAAUGGCCGAGGAGGCGUCGGCGUUGGCACGGAUCCCAUUGUGGUAGGAUCUCGCGGUGGUGGUGGCGUUUCCCAAGAUGCCGCCGAUGGCUAUGUCUUCCAGCCACGCCCUUCGCCGGGCGGUGUGGGCGGAGUGGGGGGCGGUGUACCCGGCGUCGGUGCCGUGGGCUCGACCUUACACGAGGCCGCUGCCGCCGAAUACGCAGCCCACUUUGCCCAGAAGCAACAGCAGACGCGAUGGGCAUGCGGCGACGAUGGCCACGGCAUUGAUAACCCGGACAAAUGGAAGUACAAUCCUCCGAUGAAUCCGGCUAAUGCAGCUCCAGGCGGACCGCCAGGAAAUGGAAAUAAUGGUGGUCCCGGUGCCAUUGGAACCAUUGGCAUGGGCAGCGGAUUGGGCAGCAUGGUCGGCGGAGGUGGAGGCGGUGGUGGGUCUGGAAACAAUGGAGGCUCCGGCACGAAUGGUGGCAUGCAUCAUCCAUCGAUGGCCGCAGCAGCAGCCAAUAUGGCCGCCAUGCAACAGGCAGCGGCGGUGGCAAAGCACAACCACAUGAUGUCGCAGGCAGCUGCCGCCGUUGCAGCCCAACAGCAGCAGCAACAUCCUCACCAACAACAUCCCCAGCAGCAGCAGGCACAGAAUCAGGGACAUCCGCAUCAUCUAAUGGGCGGUGGCAAUGGACUGGGCAAUGGCAACGGAUUGGGCAUCCAACAUCCCGGCCAGCAGCAGCAGCAACAACAGCAGCAGCAGCAACAUCCCGGCCAGUACAAUUCGAAUUUGCUGAACCAUGCCGCUGCCUUGGGUCACAUGUCAUCUUAUGCCCAAUCCGGCGGCAAUAUGUACGAUCAUCACGGUGGAGCCAUGCAUCCGGGCAUGAAUGGUGGCAUGGCCAAGCCCCCGCCAUUGGGUCCUCCCGGAGCCGGAGGACCGCAGGAUUACGUCUACAUGGGUGGCCAGACUACGGUGCCCAUGGGCGCAGCGAUGAUGCCGCCCCAGAAUCAAUAUAUGAAUAGCUCCGUGGUUGCGGCCGCCAAUCGGAAUGCAGCGAUCACCACAUCCACUGCCAAGAAAUUGUGGGAGAAAUCCGAUGGCAAGGGCGUGACCUCUGGCAAUCCAAGUGGACCACUGAAUCCCUUGCAGAUUCCUGGCAUCGGUGAUCCCUCUUCAGUGUGGAAGGAUCACACCUGGUCCACACAGGGCGAGAAUAUCCUGGCCCCGCCCCCUUCGCGGGGAUACGCCCCCCAUGGAGGUGCUUCCGAUACUUCGAACAGCGGCAAUGCGGGCAUACUGAGUCCCCGCGAUUCAACUUGCGCCAAAGUGGUGGAAUAUGUUUUCAGUGGUUCGCCCACCAACAAGGAGAGCCCUCUUUCCGGAUUGGAGCCGCGAUUGCGCAAUCUGAAGUUUGACGACAACGAUAAGUCACGCGAUGAUAAGGAAAAGGCAAACUCUCCGUUCGACACAAACGGAUUGAAGAAGGACGAUCAGGUCACAAACACAAAUGGUGUUGUCAACGGCAUUGACGAUGACAAGGGCUUCAACCGCACCCCUGGUUCACGUCAACCAUCUCCCGCCGAGGAGUCCCAGCCACGACCCCCAAAUCUGCUCUUCCCCCCACUGCCCCCCUUUAACCACAUGCUCAUGGACCACGGCCAGGGCAUGGGCGGUGGUCUGGGAGGGGUCGUCGGUUCUGGCAAUGGGGUCGGAGGAGGGGGCGGUGGAGGCGGGGCGGGCGGCGCGUAUGCGGCCCACCAGCAGAUGGCUGCCCAGAUGAAUCAGUUGCAGCCGCCGAUGAUGAACGGCGUUGGCGGCGGAAUGCCAAUGGCAGCUCAGUCACCCAUGUUGAAUCACCAGGCAGCUGGACCCAAUCAUAUGGAAUCGCCAGGAAAUCUAUUGCAGCAGCAAAAUUUUGAUGUUCAGGUAGGUGACAAUGUAAGUGACGACGUGCUUUCGCUCGCUUUUAACCAGAAUCAACAACUGUUCCGCUCGCAGAAUCCGGGCCUUGCAGCGGUAGCCACAAAUGCGGCGGCCGCAGCAGCAGCCGCAGCAGCUGCCACAUCGGCAGCGAGUGCUGCCGCGGCGGUGGGUGCUGCCCCCGUGCCCAACGGAUCGCUGCAGCAGUCGCAGCAGCAGCAGCAACAGCAGCAGCAGCAGCAACAGAUGCAAAUGGCGGCGGCGUCGCAACAGUUUCUGGCCGCCCAGCAGGCGCAGAAUGCGGCCUAUGCCGCCCAGCAGGCCACGCCCUACGUCAUCAAUCCGGGCCAGGAGGCUGCCCCCUACAUGGGCAUGAUUGCCGCCGCCCAGAUGCCGCAGUACUACGGCGUGGCGCCAUGGGGCAUGUAUCCGGGCAAUCUGAUUCCGCAGCAGGGAACGCAGCCGCGCCGCCCCCUCACCCCCUCGCAGCAGGGUGCCGAAAAUCAGCCGUAUCAGGUCAUACCGGCCUUCCUCGAUCACACCGGCUCCUUGCUGAUGGGAGGACCCCGCACCGGGACGCCCAUGCGUCUGGUUAGCCCCGCCCCCGUUCUGGUGCCCCCGGGCGCCACCCGUGCUGGUCCCCCGCCCCCGCAGGGCCCCCAGCUCUACCAGCCGCAGCCGCAAACGGCCCAACAGAAUCUCUACUCGCAGCAGAAUGGCUCCAGUGUCGGAGGCCUCGCCUUGAACACAAGCUCGUUGACGGGUCGCCGCGACUCCUUUGACCGCAGCACCUCGGCCUUCAGUCCCUCGGCGAUGGACUACACCAGCAGCGCUGUGUCGGCCAAUGUGGCCAAUGCUGUGAACAGCUCGGUGGCCCAGGCGGCGGCAGCAGCAGCAGCCGCAGCAGCAGCCGCCGCAGCGCGUGGCAAGUGGCCGGGAGCGAGUGGGGCGUACGGAGCGCUCGGAGGAGCGGGCAAUGCCUCGGCUAGUCCGCUGGGUGCUCCUCUAACGCCGCCGCCGUCGGCGCAGUCCUGUCUGCUGGGCGGGAGUCGGGCACCUGGUGCCGAAUCUCGCCAGCGGCAGCAGCAGCAACAACAGCAACAGCAGCAACUGGCCGCCGCCGUUGGUCUGCCGGCAACUGCAGCGGCUGCUCAGGCCGCAGUGGCAGCGGCGGCCAACAACAUGUUCGGUUCGAAUAGCUCGCUCUUCUCGAAUCACCUGGCCAUUCCGGGCACAGCGGCCGUGGCAGCGGCGGCAGCAGCAGCAGCGGCAGCCAACUCGCGACAGGUGGCCGCCACAGCAGCGGCUGCAGCGGCGGCAGUGGCAGCGGCAGCCGGCGGAGUGGGCGGGGCCCCACAGCCGGGCAGAUCUCGCCUACUCGAGGAUUUCCGCAAUCAGCGGUAUCCCAACCUUCAGCUACGCGAUCUCGUCAAUCACAUUGUGGAGUUCUCACAGGAUCAGCACGGCUCGCGCUUCAUCCAACAGAAACUGGAGCGAGCCACGGCCGCCGAGAAGCAAAUGGUAUUCAGUGAGAUUCUGGCCGCAGCUUACAGCCUGAUGACCGAUGUCUUCGGCAACUAUGUCAUCCAGAAGUUCUUCGAGUUUGGCACUCCCGAGCAGAAGAACACGCUGGGCAUGCAGGUCAAGGGUCAUGUGCUGCAGCUGGCACUGCAAAUGUAUGGCUGUCGGGUGAUUCAGAAGGCCCUGGAGAGCAUUUCGCCGGAGCAGCAACAGGAGAUUGUCCACGAGCUGGACGGACAUGUGCUCAAGUGCGUCAAGGAUCAGAAUGGCAACCAUGUGGUGCAGAAGUGCAUUGAAUGCGUGGAUCCCGUCGCACUGCAGUUCAUCAUCAAUGCGUUCAAGGGGCAGGUCUACUCGUUGAGCACCCAUCCGUACGGUUGCCGGGUGAUCCAGCGGAUCCUCGAGCACUGCACCGCCGAGCAGACCACGCCCAUUUUGGACGAACUGCACGAGCACACCGAACAGCUGAUUCAGGACCAAUACGGCAACUAUGUUAUACAGCAUGUGCUAGAACACGGCAAGCAGGAGGAUAAGUCCAUUCUGAUCAACAGCGUGCGCGGUAAGGUCCUGGUGCUAUCGCAACACAAAUUCGCCUCGAAUGUGGUGGAGAAAUGCGUCACCCAUGCCACUCGUGGCGAACGCACUGGCCUCAUAGACGAGGUCUGCACCUUUAACGACAAUGCCUUGCAUGUGAUGAUGAAGGAUCAGUACGCCAACUAUGUGGUCCAAAAGAUGAUCGAUGUCUCGGAGCCGACGCAACUGAAGAAGCUAAUGACCAAGAUCCGGCCACACAUGGCCGCCUUGCGCAAGUACACCUACGGCAAGCACAUCAACGCCAAGUUGGAGAAGUACUACAUGAAGAUAACCAACCCGAUAACAGUGGGCACAGGCGCUGGAGGAGUGCCGGCGGCGGCAGCCUCGUCAGCGGCGGCAGUCAGCAGCGGUGGUAGUUGCACUUCGGUGACCGCCUGCGCCAGUGGAAGCAGCACCACCAGCACCACUAGCACCACCAACAGCCUGGCCUCGCCCACCAUUUGCUCGGUGCAGGAGAACGGCAGCGCCAUGAUUGUGGAGCCCUCCUCCCCGGAUGCCUCCGAAUCCUCAUCCUCGGUGGUAUCAGGGGCUGUGAACAGCGGCUUGGGACCCAUUGGACCCCCAACCACCGCCAAUGGUGUGCUGUAAGGGAAACAGGAGGAAUGGCAAGAAAACAAAAACAAAUAAAACCAGGCAGUCAAAGGAUGGAUGGAUCAUCCUUCUCGAAUCGCAGUAUAGUUUUUAGGAGCUAAAGAGCUAAAGCAUACCAUAAACAAAAACAUACAUAUAAAUGUAAACUAAUUUAUUGAAAAAAGCAGCGAUAAAUGGAGCUGCUCUCGGAGAUUUGUAAAGAUAAACACACACGCCAAGCUAGAGAAACAAAACAAACGAAAAGAAAAGCGACUGGCAAGCUAAAAUCGCAAAACUGCAAAACAGAAAGAAACUAAAACUAAAACAAAUUUGUAUUUUUACGAACAAUGAAUAAUAACACUCUCACGAAAGAAGAUUUCAAAAUAUUUGUACAAUGCGCUCGCAUAUUUAAUAUGUAAAAAAAGAAACACACAAACACACAAAGAUAUGAAGAAAAACCAUAAAGCUAACGCGUUAUAAAACGCAAUAAGCAAACACAAUGAAUGUAAAGUAAAAAUGUCAAGGUAACAAUUUUGUCUACGUACAUUUUCGUUGUAACUUUGUAUAAAUUAAUGAUUAUAUAGCAAGUCUAUUUGUAAAGGAUUUAUGUUUCGACUGUAAAUUGAUAAGAAGGACAACUGAAGAGAAAUGAAGAAUGUAGAAGAAAGCGGGCUACAUGAAUAGGCCUAGAAUUUAUAAGUGCAGACAGCGGAGGAACCAUUUAAAGUAAACAUAAACAUAUAUACGAGGGAUAAACAGCAGAAGCCACACUUAGUGUAGAAUGUAGAGUAAAACUGUUUUUGGAGCCAGCAGCAACCGAAACACAAUGAAAACAGAGACACACACAUACACACAAGACACGCCCACGCCCCCUCACGCACACUCGGAUGCAUAAACCCACAAAUACAUCCAGAAAUACAACCACAAAUGAACGACUCUUCAGCCCAUUCACGUUGCUUUUGCACUAUGUAAAAAUUUUGUAUAAAAAAACCCAAACUACAAUCCAUGUAAACCAUGUAAUUUUUUCAAAUGUUUCACUGUAAAAUGUAUACAUACUAUAUUUUGUAAAUUUUUUUUAAGUCGCGAGUAACUCAUACAUAUUCUAUUCUUAAACUGCACGCAUGUAUUUAUAAUUUUAUACAUAUUGGCUGGCGGCCACUCAUUGAAGAUCUCUACGAGGAUUUCGAUGCGCUGGGUGCCAGCUAAAAGAACCUGUUAGCCAAGUAAGUCCCACUGAUAAUGAUUUGAUUUUAAAACUAUAAACAUUAAAUAAACCAACCUUUUUCCAACAUU